UUUUAAUCCCCUCCCUCCCCGCCCGGCGGCAGCAGCAGCAUCGGUGGCGGCUUCGGCCGGCUGGCUGUAACCGGUUUGGGUCGGGGAGAGGCUUCGUCGUCAGCAAGCGCCCGCCGCCUCACUUCUCUGCAGAAAGGAAGUGAGUGUUUCCCUCAGGGAGGGGAAGAGGAGCCAGGCUCUUCUCCUGCCGCCACCGCCGCCAUCAUAAAUCAACCAUCCCUCUUGAGGAGCCCUCACAGCCGCCAGGAUACGGAAAGCCAUUUUACAUCAUUCAGAAUGGCACCUUGUCAAGUUACCUUUGAAAUAAGAGGAGCAUCAGCACCAGGAGAAGUUUUUGCCAUAUGUGGAAGCUGCAGUGCGCUGGGAAACUGGAAUCCCCAAUGUGCAAUAAUCCUUCAGCCAGAGGAGGAGGCUGGUGAUGUUCUUCUAUGGAAAGCAACUGUUAAACUCCCUAAGGGAGCUGAAAUUGAAUAUCGAUAUUUUCAAGGCAUCUUUUUAGAGCCACAGACUAUCGAUGGUCCAUGCCAAGUCAUAAUUCACAAGUGGGAGACUCAUCAACCACCACGAUCAAUUACCCCAUUAGUGGAUAUCUCCAUCGAUGAUGGACACUUUGGAAUCUUUGAUGAUGUGGAGAGUAUUGAUUCUGGAUGGCUGACGUGCCAGACGGAAAUAAGACUACGGCUGCAUUUUUCUGAAAAAUCUCCUGUAUCGAUAACGAAGAAAAAAUUUAAAAAAUCUAGAUUUAGGGUGAAACUCACCCUUGAAGGCUUGGAGGAGGAGGGUGAAGAUGACGAGGAAGGUAGACUGUCACCUACCCUUCAUCAUAAAAUGGCAAACACAUUAGAGAUUUCGCUAAUAAGUGAUAAUGAAUUCAAGUCGCGGCAUUCUCAGCCAGAAUGUGGUUAUGGUUUGCAGCCCGACCGGUGGACAGAAUAUUCUAUACAGACUAUGGAACCAGACAAUUUGGAGUUGAUCUUUGACUUUUUUGAGGAAGAUCUUAGUGAAGCAGUGAUACAAGGAGAUGAAAUUCCAGGGCAUGUGGGCACAGCUUGUCUGUUAUCCUCCACUCUUGCAGAAGCAGGAAAGAGUUGCGGUAUUCUCACGCUUCCUAUUAUGAACAGAAUGUCACGAAAAACAAUAGGAAAAGUUAGAGUUGACUACUUAAUUGUCAAGCCAAUUCAGGGAUAUUCCUGUGAUAUGCAAGCUACAUUUGCUAAAUACUGGAGUGCAAGAAAAGGACUAGAUGUUGGACAUAGAGGUGCAGGAAAUUCUACAACCACCACCAAGCUUGCUAAACUUCGAGAGAACACUGUUGCUUCCUUAAAGAAUGCUGCUAAACAUGGAGCAGCCUUUGUGGAAUUUGAUGUACAUCUUUCUCGGGAUCAUGUCCCCAUUAUAUAUCAUGAUCUUACUUGUUGUAUUGCUAUGAAAAAGAGAGAUCAUACUGAUCCUUUGGAACUAUUUGAGAUUGCAGUUAAAGAGCUCACUUUUGCCCAGCUGCAGUUGCUAACGCUGGCACAUGUGACUGCAUUAAAAUCAAAAGGUAGUCAAGAUUCAUUUAAAGAAGAAGAAAAUGUUCCUUCUGACAUGCAACCAUUCCCUAGCCUACAAAAAGUAUUGGAAGCUAUUCCUGAAGAUGUUGGGUUUAACAUAGAAAUUAAAUGGAUCUGCCAGCAAAAGGAUGGUAUAUGGGAUGGAAAUCUUUCAACCUAUUUUGACAUGAAUCUCUACACAGACAUAAUUUUGAAAACUGUUCUGCUUAAGGCUGGAAAUAGGAGGAUUGUGUUUUCUUCAUUCGAUGCAGAUAUAUGCACAAUGGUGAGGCAUAAACAAAAUAAGUACCCCAUCUUGUUUCUAACUCAAGGAAAAAGUGAAACUUACCCAGAACUGAUGGAUCUCCGGUGCCGUACAACAGCUAUUGCCACAAGUUUUGCACUGUUUGAAAAUCUACUGGGAAUUAAUGCACAUACUGAAGAAUUGCUAAAGAGCCCGUUCUAUGUUGAUGCUGCCAUAUCUAAAGGCUUAGUUGUCUUUUGCUGGGGUGAUGAAGCAAACGAGCCAGAGAACAGGAGGAAAUUGAGGGAAUUGGGGGUUCAUGGUCUGGUGUAUGACAGGAUUUAUGACUGGAUGCCCGAACAACCAAAUAUAUUCCAGACAGAGCAGUUAGAACGGCUGAAGAAGGAGCUACCAGAACUGAAAAGCUGUGUUUGUCCCACUCUUAGCCACUUCAGCAGUCAAGGUCUGUGUAAAUGUGAUAGUGAUACCUUAAGACCAAGAAGGAUUGAAAGUUCAAGCAGUUAGUUUCUGGUGGACUCUUAAGUUGUAAGAAAUGCUGUUGUGCGUGUGUUCACUUGUUUCCACUGAAGAAUGCUAGUAACGCCUCACUGUUCUUGCAUCCAAAAUUAAGCAAUAACGCCUGGCCCACUGUAGGAUAUUCAAAGUCAUUGCUAGAUUAUCAGAUCCAGUUCAAAUGCUUGGCCAGUUGUAAUUACUCUGUUCUUGUCUGUAGCUGUUGUAUAUUCGGAGCUGACCACUUUCAGGUGGAAUCUGUGUACUGUAUGUAACAAACGCACCUAGUUUCUGCGCAGUCUGAAGUGCAAUACUUUCAAAAGUCGCUAGGGUGUAAAUUGCCAAAUAUCACUGUUUAAUUGAUUAGGUUCCAGCACCAGUGGAGCAAACUGUACUGUAUAAAAUCAUAUUUGGUCCGAUGAAAAGGUACCUCAAGUGCACAUGAUUGCACUGAUUCAUGCACUUGUACAGAUGCGUGCCAGGAUAUUGCAACAUCACAAUUAGUCUUUUCAUUUUUUAAAAAAAUAAUCCUGUUGCUGUCAAGCUGCCUUCUGUCUUGUGUAUAUUUUGCCAGAUACAAUGAUGAAUGGUGUAAUCUCUGUUUAGCAACCUACAGGUGAAUAGCACCCCUUCUCCUCCUUUUUUAGGAUCUGAAUUUUGCUGAAACUCAAAAUGUUGUAAAUCAGUAUAAGCCAAAUUGCAAGGGUCUGACUCUUAAGUUGAAAAAUUGUAUCAUUGUUGUUAAAUGUUAAAUGCACAAUACAAAAGCCAGUAAAUGCAUGACGCUCUGGAUGUCUCUGGCGGUUCUUGUUCCCUUGUGGUGCUACAUGGGACAGGGGUGGCAAGGACUGCCUGAAAAUGCUUCAAUCUUCGCUGAGAAACCACAAGCCUCUGUGUGUAGAUAUAGCUACAUGAGAUUUUGUCAUUUCAUUCUUUACUUCUAGCCACUAGCAAGUGCAUUUGAAAAAAAAAAGGUGAACUUCAUUUUCAGAAUGUAAUAGAAUCUCAGUUUGGCUAAUGUACGCUGUGUAUAAAUUAUUAAGGAAUUAUGAUGAGUAUUUUGUCUUGUAUGUACGUCUGCAUGUCAUUACCCGUACCUCUACAAUAGCAGGUAAUGAGACCGAACUCUGCAACUUUUUGCUAAAGUGUUAAAUGCGUAAUAAAAUAAUAAAAAAAUAUUUAUUUUUUCCUGCUAUGGCAAAUCAACCAUUGAAACAAUAGCGUGUAUGAUACAAAUCUUGUCACUGCUGUACAAAGCUGAUUCUAUAAAGGUUCAAUAAAUGCAAGUAUGUACAUGGUUUUGGGUCUGUACUACUAAGUUGUUUGGGGGGAAGUGGCCUGCUUCCUGUUGGUUUGUACUGAAAUUCCUUUUUCUCCACGAACAACACAAUCUUGAGAUGCCUGGGAACUGUCUUAUUUUAAAAAUAAAAUGCAUUUUAUAUCUAAA
Molecule: messenger RNA, 3736 nt
Organism: Anolis sagrei ordinatus
Lineage: Eukaryota; Metazoa; Chordata; Lepidosauria; Squamata; Anolidae
Gene: GPCPD1
Product: glycerophosphocholine phosphodiesterase 1
Biological process (GO): glycerophospholipid catabolic process
Molecular function (GO): glycerophosphocholine phosphodiesterase activity; starch binding
Source: RefSeq, a predicted model, not a curated record